Messenger RNA from Dentiscutata erythropus, 1685 nucleotides. Lineage: Eukaryota; Fungi; Glomeromycota; Glomeromycetes; Diversisporales; Gigasporaceae. The record is from the annotation of a GenBank genome assembly.
AAAGAACUACUAAUGACGCUCGCCCGAAAUGGGACGCUCAAGAAAAAGGAUCCACUUUUAGUUCUUCAAAGGUUGAUGCACCAUUGGGAUCUCAAGAAAGAACUACAAAUGACACUCGCCCGAAAUGGGAUACACAAGAGAAAGGAUCCACUUUUAAUUCUUCGAAAGUUGAUGCAACAUGGGGAUCUCAAGAAAGAACUACAAAUGACACUCGCCCGAAAUGGGAUACACAAGAAAAGGGAUCCACUUUUAGUUCUUCAAAAGUUGAUGCACCACGGGAAUCUCAAGAAAGAACUACAAAUGACACUCGCCCGAAAUGGGAUACACAAGAAAAAGGCUCCACUUCAAAAGUUGAUGCACCAUGGGGAUCUCAAGAAAGAACUACUAAUGAUGCUCUUCCGAGAUGGGAUACGCAAGAAAAAGGAUCCACUUAUAGUUCUUCGAAAUUCGAUCCUUAUGAAAAAGGAUCCAAUUAUGAACCUUCAAAAUUUGAUGCGCAUGAUCAAUCCAGCCUUACGGAGACUAACAACAAAGCUGGCAUUAGAUCUGCUUCCAGAGAAGUUGAAGAGCGAGGCCCCAAUAAUUUGGAACGUAAUAAUAAUAUACAACAUAAUCAAGUAAGAAAUGAAAGUGAACAGAAAGAUUCUUGGAAUAAAAAGGACAAUAUAAAUGAAAAUGAACAAGAUGAAUGGAGUAAGGAGAGUAAACAAGCUCGUUCUAAUUGGGGACCUAAUAUAUACAAACCUUCAGUAUAUUCAUGGGGUGAUCAAGAGCAAGCGGUAGAUAAAAAUUCAUUCAAUAAAGAUAUUGAAAAUUCGUCUAAUCGUGGUGCGCAUAAUAGCCCUCAUCGAUCAGUAGCUCAUAGCAAUGAGUCGCGAGGACAGAGUCGAAGCAGAUAUGGGGAUAAUAAUCGAGAAAUCCCACGUGAUGGUGGUAGACAUGAAUUCGGUCGUAAUAAUGAUAAUGAUGCUAAUAAUUGGAAAAAUGAUGAAACUGGCUUCAGAAAUAAUGACCGAGGGGCUAACUGGAAUCGAGAGGCUAAUUGGAAAAAUGAUUCAGAAACUAAGACCAGUAAUAACUGGGGAAAUAACUAUGAUCGAGAAACUAAUAAUAACCGGAGAAAUAAUAACAAUCGGGAUUAUAAUAAUGGCUGGAAAAAUAAUAAUGAUCGAGAUUCUAAUAAUGGUUGGAGAAAUAAUGAUCGAGAUACUAAUAAUAACAGGAGAAAUUAUGAUCGAGAUACUUCUUAUAAUAAUCGAGAUAAUUAUAAUAAUCGAGAUACUUAUAAUAAUCGGAGAGGUGAUCGAAGAAAUAGUGGUCGAGAUGCUAACUGGCAAAAUAAUCGAGGGAAUAACUUUAGAAAUGAGCCUAGUUGGAAAAAUGAUGGAGAGUAUGAUGAGCGAGAGACUAAUACUAGAUGGAGAGGUGAUGACCGAGAGAACAAUUUCAGAAAUGAUCAGGAGACUAAUUGGCGAAAUAAUGAGUACAGGGAUGAUGUACGGGGCAGAAGUAGUCAGUCUGAUAAUUUUUUGAGAAAAAGUGGUAGUGAUAAGUCCGAAAGCCCAUACGACUCGCGAAGAUUUAACAAUCAAAAUUUUAAUUCAAGAUACAAUCAAGCACCACAAAAUAAUGAUCCUAAUCAAGGAUGGGCAACUAAUGAUUUGGAUGCAAAACCGUGGUGGUAA